GGCCUACGGCCAGAUCGGUCCCCGCCGCCACCACUAGCUGGCCUCCCACCAGAUAGCCGCCUUCCCCACUUGGCCUACGGCCGGAUCAGGCCCCCGCCGCCACCACUAACCUGCCGCCUCGCCGCCACCCACCCGCGCUCCCUGCGCUGAAAGUCUCCACCGUUAACACAACACAGUUCAAAGCAAUUACUUUGGGAAACCUUCUCUUUAUCACUGCGGAGGGAAAGGGGGAGAUCAGCAGGCAGACCACACCAGGCUCUGCAUCCCUUUUUGGGUUAAAUCCUGCUCUCCAAACUCUGCUUCACACCGGGUUGGAGCAGAGCUGUCUUUAAAAGGACCUGGAGGAGAAGAGGGCAGAGGUUACAGAAAGACCUGUGAGAUCACCAGUUUCUCGGAAUGUUCCUCUUCCUCAGAUUUUUGUGGGAGAGCUGUGACUUUGUUUGUGAUCUUGGUGAGAACACGGAGUCUGUGAGGUGAAGUGCAUCAGAAGGACAAGGAGUGAUAUUCGUUUCUACAUAUAUUGUAAUCUUGUAUUAUUGUAACAUGUUUAUACAUAACUGAUUAUUGCUUAAGUUGCCUGCUGUUGCUUUAGUUUUCUGUGCACACCUUAGAGAUACUUUCCAUGCUAAGUAUACGGUAAUAGAAUUGGAACAAAAAUAAUAAUCAAUGAAUGAAAUAAAACAGAACAUGUGUAAACUUUCCUUAUAGAAGGAGAACACUCUGUAAUCUGUUCUCAUACUCUGACAUUUAGGGGUUCCUAAGAAGUAAAUUUGAUGAUGCCUACGUCAGAGUAAAAUGCUCAAAAAUGGCUUCAGCAUGCCUUUUUUAGUCUGCGUAGGAUUUAGGGCUCUUCAAGCAAAUCCUGCCCUAAGCCAGGAAAAUGUCCCUCUCUGAUUUCCUGACCUCUUCCACUUCGUUAUAUUGUCCCACUGUAUUGGAAUAACAAUACAGUCCAUGGGGUCACGAAGAGUCGGACACGACUAAAUGACUAAACAACAACAACAACAUUGGAAUAACACAGUUACAGAUGUAAGAGUUUUGUUAGUGAUACUGAAGUCCUUCUUUUCUUUAGAUGCAAAGCUUUGCACUAAAUGCCCAGAAGAUCAGCAUGCAAAUCAAGUGCGAGACAAAUGUAUCCCCAAAACGAUAACAUUUCUGACUUAUGAAGAAACCUUGGGGAUUGUCCUGGUUUCCUUUGCCCUCUUCUUGUCCUUGACCACUGGCAUUGUGCUAGGAAUCUUCAUUAAAUACAAGGAAACUCCCAUAGUCAAAGCUAACAAUCGAGACUUAUCCUAUAUCCUCCUCAUCUCCCUCCUGCUUUCCUUUUUGUCCGCCUUCCUGUUCAUUGGCCGGCCAAGCAAAGUGACCUGCCUUCUCCGACAAACAGCCUUCAGCAUCAUAUUUUCAUUCGCUGUCUCUUCUGUGUUGGCAAAAACCAUCACUGUGGUGCUGGCCUUCUUGGCCACAAAGCCAGGGAACAAGGCGAGGAGAUGGCUGGGGAAGAGUCUGUCCAACUCCAUUGUCCUUUCCUGUUCUAGUAUGCAAAUUGUCAUCUGCACCAUCUGGCUGGGAAUUUCCCCACCCUUCCCAGACUCCGACAUGCACUCUCAAGUUGGAGAGAUAAUUCUUCUAUGCAAUGAAGGAUCUGUUGCCAUGUUUUACACUGUCCUUGGCUACAUGGGCUUCCUGGCGGCCAUCUGCUUCACGGUGGCUUUCUUAGCCAGGAAGCUUCCAGGGUCUUUCAAUGAAGCCAAGCUGAUCACCUUCAGCAUGCUGGUCUUCUGCAGUGUGUGGGUGUCCUUUGUGCCCACUUACCUGAGCACCAAGGGGAAGUACAUGGUAGCUGUGCAGGUCUUCUCUAUGUUGGCCUCCAGUACUGGGCUUCUGGGCUGCAUCUUCAUUCCCAAGUGCUACAUUAUCAUAUUCCAGCCAGAUCUGAACAUAAAAGCACAUCUAACUACAAAAAGUGAAGGAAUUUCUGAUUGUUAGCUUCACAUAAAAUAUGAUGUUGUUAACGUUUACCCUACCCUGGUUUGUGUCAGGGAAACUGGAAACAUUAUUAAGUCAUAGAACCACAAAUGAUAUAAGUGUGUGUGCAAUUGUCUUGCCACAAACCUCUUCACCCUUGAAAAUAACUCUAUGGAACAGUCUUAAAUUUGCAGAGGAAAACGUGUAAUCUAACAAAGUGAUAAUAUGAAUGGACCCUCCUUUUUUUGAAUUGUAAGUUUUAUUAUAUUAAUCCUAGUACAUUCUUAUAUACAUUAUAUACAUUUUUGUAUACGUAUACAAUA
Zootoca vivipara (common lizard) is the source of this 2291-nucleotide messenger RNA. Its product is annotated as vomeronasal type-2 receptor 26-like. NCBI's taxonomy places the organism in Eukaryota, Metazoa, Chordata, Lepidosauria, Squamata, Lacertidae. The record is from RefSeq and is a predicted model, not a curated record. Gene Ontology annotation, cellular component: plasma membrane. Gene Ontology annotation, biological process: G protein-coupled receptor signaling pathway. Gene Ontology annotation, molecular function: G protein-coupled receptor activity.